GGGUCACAUGUUCAAGAGUCCCCUCUCAAACUGUGAAGCCACCCAUAUUUCCGUGGAGCCCAAUUUAUAAAUAUCUCAAGCCAGGGAGAGUGCUUUGUCGUUAAAGUGCUGACCUCAGAAGUAUAAAGACUUGAGUUUAAGACCCUAGGGCCCAGAUUAAAGGUCAGGUGCCACAGAGUAGACCUAUAAUCAAGCUCAGAGUAGGAGGAAACUUUCGCUAGACGAAGGAGCCAUAUCUAUGAGCCCCAGGUUCAAUGAGACAGACUCCCUUAAGGUAGAGCCCGCAGUGGGGGCACACACCUUCAAUCCCAGCGCUGGGAAGCGGAGGCAGGAGCAUCUCUGCAAAUUUGAGACUAGCCUGGUCUACAUAGUGAGUUCCAGGACAGCUAGGCUACAUAUGUCUCAAAAAAGAAAAAGGGGAAAAGUAAGCAAGGUGGGCAGCACUGGAACAACAGCGGAGGCUGAGCUGGGCUGGCAUGCACGCAUGCACGCAGAGAAAGUGUAUAAAAUCGAAGCCGCCAUAGAGAUUGAAAUAGCAUUCUUACCACUCUUCAUUAUUUAUCCAUUUAUUGAGACACGUUUGCUGUGUAGUUCUGGCUGGCCUGGAACUAGAUAGUGGACCAGGCUCAAACAGAAUUCCUAAACUUUGAAAAGACUCCAACCAGUGCCAAGGAAGGUUGCCCAAUAGGUAGAGCACUGGCUUAGCAAGCACAAGUCGUGGGCUCUUUUACCAGCACAAUGUAAACCCACCCUGAUGGUGCAGCUCUGGCAGUCCAGAACUCUGGGGAAGCAGGGGGAAGUUCAAGGUCAUAGUUUUCUACGUAGCUGGUUAGAAGUUAUCUGGCUAAAAAAGACCCUGUCUCAAACUAAAACACGCGUGCGUGCACCCGAGUGUACACACACACACACACACACACACACACGAGGGCAAAAAGGGUAUGUUGGCACACACCUCUGAUCCUUGUUUUCAGAAUGUGAGUCUGAGAAUUGUAAAUUUAAGAACAGUCUGGGCUGUGUAGUGAGAUGCUGUCUCAAGAAGCCAAAGUAAACUAAACAGAACAGUUCUCACAGACUUUAAUCUCGAUACUUAGAAGCAGAGGCAAAGAGGUCUGUGUGUGCAAGGCAGCUGCUCUAUAAAGCAAAUUCCAGGCCAGCCAGGGAUGUACAGUCAGUCAGACGCCGUCUAAAAAACAAGCAAAACUGAGGUUGAAGCAGGGGUUUGAUACCCAAGGUUGCCCUCUGACCCCUGCCUCUGUAUUUGUGGCACUCACACAUUCUAUGAACACACGUGUGCGCACGUGCACGCACGCGCACACACACACACACACACACAUGUAUACUAUUUAAAAAUCAAUAAAAGCCAGUGUGGUGGCACAUGCCAUUCACCAUGAUAGUCAGGAGACAAAGGCAGGCGGAUCUCAGAAUUCUAGCCAGUCACAAGGAAUGAUUGCCUGUCUUGAAAAACUAAAUAGAACAACAACAGCAAAUCAAUAAAAGCAAGUAUACUGGUGCACACCUGUAAUCCCAGCACCUAGGCGGCAGAGGCAGGCAGAUCUCUUGAGUUCAAGCCUAACCUGGUCUUCAGAUCGAGUUCGAGGACAGCCAGGGCUACACAGAGAAACCCCUGUCUUGAAAUCCAAGGGGUAAGGGGAGGACAAGUCAGUAAGGGGGAGAGGCUCUAAAGAGAUGGCACAGUGGUUGGGAGUGGAUUCAGCUUGGGUUCCCAACACACACAUCAGACAGCUCACAACUGCCUGUAACUCCAGUUUCAUGGCAUCCGAUGCUCCCUUCUGGCCUCUCCGAAUAUCUGCAUGCUCAUAUACACACAACACAAAAAAGAAACUUCAUGUGGAGUCCAGCAGUCACAGACUGAGGCAGGAAAAUCUCAAGUCCCAGCCUAGAGGACAGGGUGAGACCGUGUCAAAUCUUUCAAGACUGGGGGGGGGGGAUGUGUUAAACCUCCCUCCAGCAGCAAUGGUGUGGUACGUCUUAGAAUUCUGAGGAUGCAGCCAGUGGGAUGGUGGCAUGCAAAUUAGGUCCUCCAAGGUCAUAAUGGGGUCAGCCCAGCUGGUUCUCAGAAGCUUUUGAAAGCUCAAGAAAAGAGUCUCUGGGGCUGUUCCUCAGGCUGACUGGUACCACGGGGCAGGAGGUCAUGGAUCCAGAGACCCCCCUUCCCUCCCACCUACAAACGAUGUCCCCUCCCACCACUACCCUAUGCCAUCGUAGUGGGGUCUUCUCUGGUCAAGAAGGUCCCCUGGCUAUCCAGAGUCAGCAGCAGCUCACUUGGGGGUCUUCCUCCCACAUCCUCAUGUCUCAUACCAUGUUGUGGCCCAAACUGGGCACCAGUCUGAGGGAACUCCAUAGUCCAGAACCAUCCCUAAGACCCCCACUGCAGCCCACCACCUCCCAGAAAAGUUCUUACAUGUGUCCCAGUUUCAAACCUCAGAGAAGAGACCAGCAUUGCCGUCCGCAGGAUGACCUCAUAUCAAACAAGCAGAAUGAAGUGGAGAUCCCCUCACCCACACCUCGGCAGAGAGCCUUCCAGCAGCCCCCGCCGUCAGUGCUGCGACAGUCCCAGCCCAUGUCUCAGAUCACAGGGCUGAAAAAGCUGGUACACACUGGAAGCUUGAACACCAACGUCCCACGGUUUGGAGUCAAGACAGAUCAAGAGGACCUCUUAGCACAAGAACUGGAGAACUUGAGCAAAUGGGGCCUGAACAUCUUUUGUGUGUCGGAGUACGCUGGAGGCCGCUCACUCAGCUGUAUCAUGUAUACGAUAUUCCAGGAGCGGGACCUACUGAAGAAAUUCCACAUCCCUGUGGACACCAUGAUGAUGUACAUGCUGACCCUGGAGGACCACUACCAUGCCGACGUGGCCUACCACAACAGCCUGCACGCAGCGGAUGUGCUGCAGUCCACACACGUGCUGCUGGCCACGCCCGCACUGGACGCUGUGUUCACAGACCUGGAGAUUCUUGCUGCCCUCUUCGCUGCUGCCAUCCACGAUGUGGACCACCCUGGCGUCUCCAACCAGUUCCUAAUCAACACCAAUUCGGAGCUGGCGUUGAUGUACAACGAUGAGUCUGUGCUUGAGAACCACCACCUGGCUGUGGGAUUCAAGCUGCUGCAAGAAGAGAACUGCGACAUCUUCCAGAACCUCAGCAAGCGCCAGCGGCAGAGCCUGCGCAAGAUGGUCAUCGACAUGGUGCUGGCCACAGACAUGUCCAAACACAUGACCCUCCUGGCUGACCUGAAGACUAUGGUGGAGACGAAGAAAGUGACCAGCUCCGGAGUUCUCUUGCUGGACAACUACUCUGACCGUAUCCAGGUCCUCAGGAACAUGGUGCACUGUGCAGACCUCAGCAAUCCCACCAAGCCCCUGGAGCUGUACCGACAGUGGACCGACCGCAUCAUGGCUGAGUUCUUCCAGCAGGGCGACCGAGAACGGGAGCGUGGAAUGGAGAUCAGCCCCAUGUGCGACAAGCACACAGCCUCUGUGGAGAAGUCUCAGGUGGGCUUCAUCGACUACAUUGUUCAUCCAUUGUGGGAGACAUGGGCAGAUCUCGUCCACCCGGAUGCCCAAGACAUCCUGGACACGCUGGAAGACAACCGGGACUGGUACCACAGUGCCAUUCGGCAGAGUCCUUCCCCACCCCUGGAAGAGGAGCCAGGGGGGCUUGGCCAUCCGUCCCUGCCUGACAAGUUCCAAUUUGAGCUCACCUUGGAGGAAGAGGAGGAAGAGGAUUCCUUGGAGGUUCCAGGAUUGCCUACCACUGAGGAAACCUUCCUGGCUGCAGAGGAUGCCAGAGCUCAAGCUGUGGACUGGUCAAAGGUCAAAGGCCCGAGCACUACAGUGGUGGAAGUGGCAGAGCGCUUGAAGCAGGAGACCGCCUCAGCAUAUGGUGCUCCUCAGGAGUCCAUGGAGGCUGUAGGCUGUUCCUUCAGCCCUGGGACCCCUAUUCUGCCUGACGUGAGGACCCUAUCCUCCUCAGAGGAGGCCCCAGGCCUCCUGGGCCUCCCCUCCACGGCGGCAGAGGUGGAGGCCCCAAGAGACCAUCUGGCUGCCACGAGGGCUUGUUCUGCCUGCUCUGGGACCUCAGGAGACAAUUCUGCCAUCAUCUCUACUCCAGGCAGGUGGGGGUCAGGCGGAGACCCUGCCUGAUCCUUUUUCCCUUCACCCUUGGGUCCUCCCUCCUCCCCACACUUCCCACUCACCACAGACCGCCUCAGCGACUCCUGGCCCUCCUGAGAAAAAAGAAAACAGAAAAGUGGGGUUUUUUUCUCUUUUCUUUUUUUUAACCCUUUCCCCUCUGCCCUUGUCCACAGGGCCUUUUUGUUGAGGUGGGGUAUGGGGAGCCAGGAACUGAAGUCCCCAAAAAAAGGGAUUUUAUUUUUUGAAUUUUAAUUGUAAAGUUUUUAGAAAAAGAACAAAAAGAAAAAAAAAAAGAAUGAAACACAUCAGCUGUAGAUGCUCCCCCUCCCCGUGCCUGGGCCCGCCUCCUUUCCUUUUCAUCGCACCCAUCAACCUCAAGUCCAAGGCGCCAUCCUCCUGCCUCUUUUGAGACUUGCUCCUUGAGAUUCAAGCCUAAGUGUGGCAUUGCCUUUUGAGCCGUUCUCCUGAGGUUCAGAGGGCGUCCACAACCCUAUUGGGAAUAGCCACCCAGAGAGGCUGCCACAGGAGAGGCUGGUUCUCGGCGGGCCACUCCCUGGACCACUGUACUCUACCACAGUCUUCCAUGCCUCUUUUCCCUUUCUGUUUUCUGUCUUUUUUGUACAACUCUGGCCACACGGUUGAAAGGGUGGUCAGAUGGGCUGUUGCUAAGGUCCAGGGACUCUUGGUUUCUCUCUGUCCCCAGCCUCAGCCUGGGGUCCCACGCCUCUAUUCCCUUCUCCAGAUGCCAUCUUCCUGGUCCACUUUGGGUCACUUUGAAUUAUCUCCGUUGGAGGAAGGGGGCUCUGUUCCAUACGCACAAACACAUCCUCCUUCCAGCUGCUUCUUCCUCUUGUUUCUGCCUUAAAGAUUCCUGUGGCCAUAGAUGAAGUCUCCUUGGCUCCCUCCCUCCUUUCCAGUACCCAUUCAACUGCCCUGCAGCCCGUCACUCUGCUCCCUCACCAACUCUCAUUGCCCCAGGAGGAAGCAAUAAUGGUGUGUACCACAUCCUCCCACCCUGGGCAGCCCUCUCCCCAUCUUACCGAGCCUGACCUCCUCCCCGCCCCCCACAUCCCCUACCCCCAGCCACAGGCAGUCCCUAAGCAAUACAGACAGAGCAAGGCCAUUUCUCCAAGCCAUGGGGAUGAGGGGACUUUUAAAAAGGACGACCCCAUUUCCCCUACUACAUGGAACCAGUCAUCAGCAGGGCAGGGGGAGGUAUUGUCCCUCCCUGCCCUGUUACAUCUCUGUACACGGUACUGUAGCUGCACCCCAAUCCUUCCCCACCUAUCCUGUCUACCCCACUAACCCCUCCCCCAACCCCGAUGCUUGCAGGAUUUUGAUUCAUUUGUUUAUUAAGCGAGAGCGAUUGCUGUCCUAGCUGGCGAUGAGAAUGGGUAUCCCUCCUCUCCAUGUGUGGGUUUUGUACAUACUGUAAGGUUGAUAUAUAAAUUAUUGUACUGAGAUGAAGGAGAUAGUGAGCUUGUCUUUCCCUGGGUGAGCCCAUUGGCAAGGUGAAGGAGGGCUUCUCCAGGCCGAAGUAACACCUUCCUUCUGUAUCAUACCAGCUGUAUCAUACUCCCUGCAUGCAGGGUGGACAUGCCAUCACUUCAUGGGAACUUGUGUCAUACUGAGGAGGGAUGAGGGCUGUGCAUAGCUUCCUCCCUGUUCUCUUUCUCCUCCGAGAGCCUCUGAUGGGGUACGAGGACUGGCCGAACUCCUGGCCUCCGUCAGCAGUUUUCCCUACCCGGGUGGGUGCAGAACCUUAUGAACUGCCUACGUGUUGUCCACAUUGACAGUUGAUCAAUUGCUCUGUGGACUGACAAUCAGCCCUUCAGUCUUGUCCCUUAUUAAAGUGAGGCUGUCUCCGGGGCUCCCGGCUGAUGGCUGAUACGGCUUCA
Messenger RNA from Rattus norvegicus (Norway rat), 6051 nucleotides. It is a transcript of the gene Pde4a, whose product is annotated as phosphodiesterase 4A. Gene Ontology annotation, biological process: signal transduction; cAMP catabolic process. Gene Ontology annotation, cellular component: cytosol; membrane. Gene Ontology annotation, molecular function: phosphoric diester hydrolase activity; 3',5'-cyclic-AMP phosphodiesterase activity; 3',5'-cyclic-nucleotide phosphodiesterase activity. Lineage: Eukaryota; Metazoa; Chordata; Mammalia; Rodentia; Muridae. The record is from RefSeq and is a predicted model, not a curated record.